CUAAGGUGCUAUCUGACUACCGUGUAUUUUCUGUCUGAUUUUUUGAGCUGUCCACUGACUUUGCUUCAUGAUCGGCUGUAUCGGUUAGUUUAGCUCUUUUAACAUUCCUACGGAUUGUUGAAAGAAAUAAACGUUAUAAAUUGAUCAGAAAGAUGUUGAGUGUGCUGAGAUGUUCGCUCGUUAAUCGCGGAUUACGGGAGUUCACGAAAUCAUCGGGAUUUUUAACAAUAAGACUAUCGUUGAGCACAUCACCGGUUUUCAAAGGCAGUAAAAAGGAUGGAAGUAAAGAAUAUCGAAUUGAGAGGGAUACUUUUGGUGAACUCAAAGUCCCUGCUGACAAAUACUAUGGAGCACAAACUAUGCGUUCGGUGAUCAAUUUUCCAAUCGGCGAUACCUUUGAACGCAUGCCUUAUGGCGUCAUUGUUGCAAUGGGUAUAUUAAAAAAAGCUGCAGCAGAGACAAAUAAGGAACUUGGGUUGGAUGCAAAAAUAGCAGAUGCUAUUAGCAAAGCAGCAGAUGAUGUUAUCAGUGGGAAACUUUAUAAUGAUCAUUUUCCAUUGGUAAUUUGGCAAACAGGUUCUGGUACGCAAACCAACAUGAACACUAAUGAGGUAAUAUCAAAUCGUGCAAUUGAAUUACUCGGUGGUCAACUUGGCUCAAAAACACCUGUGCAUCCAAAUGAUCAUGUAAAUAAAUCUCAAAGCAGUAAUGACACAUUUCCAACCGCUAUGCACAUAGCUGUUGCUUUAGAAAUCAAUAGAGUAUUGCUUCCUGGUUUGGAAUGCUUGUACGAAGCAUUGAAUGAAAAAGCUAAAGCAUGGAAAGAUAUUAUAAAAAUUGGUAGGACUCACACUCAGGAUGCUGUGCCAUUGACGUUAGGUCAAGAAUUCUCAGGUUAUGCGACACAAGUUUGUAAUGGAAUUGGUAGAGUGAAAAAUACUCUUCCGCGAUUAUACGAGUUAGCACUUGGUGGUACCGCAGUCGGAACUGGGUUAAAUGCACCAAAGGGUUUUGCAGAGAAAGCAGCAGCAAAAAUCGCAGAACUGACUGGUUUACCAUUUGUAACUGCUCCUAAUAAAUUUGAAGCUUUAGCAGCGCAUGAUGCUAUGGUAGAAGUGCAUGGUGCACUUAACACGAUAGCAGUUUCGCUUAUGAAGAUAGCCAAUGAUAUUCGAUUUUUGGGAAGCGGACCUCGUUGCGGUUUAGGCGAACUGUCUCUUCCUGAAAAUGAACCAGGAAGUUCGAUCAUGCCUGGCAAAGUAAAUCCAACACAAUGCGAAGCAUUGACUAUGGUCUGUUGUCAAGUAAUGGGUAACCAAGUUGCCACAACUGUUGCUGGCAGCAAUGGCCACUUUGAACUAAACGUAUUUAAACCAGUUAUAGUUGCAAACACAUUGAGAUCUACGAGACUUUUAGGCGACGCUUGUACCACAUUUACGAAGAAUUGCGUUGUGGGCAUUAAACCUAAUACUGACCAUAUCAAGAAACUCUUGAACGAAAGUUUAAUGCUUGUCACAGCAUUGAAUCCACACAUUGGUUAUGAUAAGUCUGCUGCAAUUGCAAAACAAGCUCAUAAAGAAGGUCUAACCCUGAAAGAAUCAGCAUUGAAGAAUGGUAUAACCGCGGAACAGUUCGAUCAAUGGGUUAGACCUGAGAAUAUGAUCGGCCCUAAAUGAACAUCUAGUUAAACAGGACAGACUUUAGAAAUUCAUUCUUUUUUUUAUUUAACUUACAAUUUUUACUUAGUAUCCUGAAUUUAAAUAUUAUUUAUACUGCCGGUUUUACUGAAAUUGUUAUUGUAUAUGUAAAAUGUUUUUCAUACUUGUAUAUUAUAUACAAACAGUAAUUGUACAUUUGAUAAUUAAUGAAAAAUGUUACGGAUAAUAAAUAUAAAAUGUUGCAAAUAUUCACA
Hylaeus anthracinus is the source of this 1912-nucleotide messenger RNA. RefSeq names its product fumarate hydratase, mitochondrial-like. Bases 153 to 1676 code for a protein of 507 amino acids. Gene Ontology annotation, biological process: tricarboxylic acid cycle; malate metabolic process; fumarate metabolic process. The transcript is spliced from 7 exons. NCBI's taxonomy places the organism in Eukaryota, Metazoa, Arthropoda, Insecta, Hymenoptera, Colletidae. Gene Ontology annotation, molecular function: fumarate hydratase activity. The record is from RefSeq and is a predicted model, not a curated record. Gene Ontology annotation, cellular component: mitochondrion; tricarboxylic acid cycle heteromeric enzyme complex.